GAAGAAUAAUUUGUCAAAAGAAUCCAUAUUUUCAACGUGCGCCGUUUGAAAUGAAUCGGGCAAGAACGGGAGAGUCGCCUUAGCCUCCCUUUUUCGCGGCGCAACAGAACAUCCACGCGCAAGAAGGAUAUCCUAUUCGACUGCUGUUACAUUUAGAAAAUUACAUAAAUUUACAGAAUCCGGAUUCCCCUCCCUCGUCUGGAGACCAAAAUCGAAAAUAAACGGGAAAGGUUGACAUUAGAGGGCCGCUGUUUUGUUUAUGAUUUGAACGGCGCCGGACUUGAGUAUUCAUUUAAGUAUAUUUACUGAUAGAAAAAAUAAACGAACAUGGCUCGUCCUCGGCCCCGGGAGUACAAGGCAGGCGAUCUUGUUUUCGCAAAAAUGAAAGGAUACCCGCACUGGCCGGCGAGGAUUGACGAGCUACCAGAAGGAGCUGUGAAACCACCUGCAAAUAAAUACCCCAUCUUCUUUUUUGGGACCCAUGAAACUGCUUUCCUAGGGCCAAAAGAUCUGUUUCCAUAUAAAGAAUACAAAGACAAGUUUGGUAAAUCAAACAAGAGGAAAGGAUUCAAUGAAGGUCUGUGGGAAAUUGAGAACAACCCAGGUGUCAAGUUUACAGGAUACCAGGAGAUUCAGCAGCAAAGUUCAUCAGAGACUGAAGGAGAAGGCAACACAGCUGACGCCAGCAGUGAAGGAGAGGAGGGGGACUCCAUAGAGGAAGACGGAAAAGGCAAGAGAAAGAGUAACAAAGCUGGCUCAAAGCGAAAAAAAUCCUUGGGAUCAAAGAAAUCAUCAAAGCUGUCAAGGAAGUCAUCAGGAGAAGAAGAGGCUGAUAAAGACAGUAAGGAAGAAGAGCAUAAGAGCAGUUCAGAGGCUGGCGAUCCAGAAAAUGACACAAGAAAAACUUCAGAAAGCAAGAAAGCCAACGAAGGGGUAAAUUCUUGGCAUAUUUAAACGUUGCAUUCAGCUGCGCUGCACUUUAUUUAUUCAAUGUGCUGAAAAUUCUCCACCACUCACUUAUUUAAAACCACUGGGCAGCGCUGAUCAAUGCAAGCAGACAAAAGUCUCAUGAUUCUAUAGCUAUAUCUGGUCUAACUCUUCAGUUCACCAAUGUAAAUUUUCACAUUCGCAACACUUCUUGGAAGCUUUCAAGCAUUAUUUUCAUGGCCUGUAUAAAGUGCAUUUCCGAAUUUGAAUACUACUUUUUGGGGACGGUUGUAGGGUGGGGUGGGGGUAUGGUUUGUUGCUUGGUGUGCUAAAAUUCAAUCUUUUAAUGAUAAGUUGGAAUACAUCGUGGAAAAUGUUUUGUCAGUCGUCUACCACAAUAAAGUAUCACGCAUUCUAAGAAAUGUUAAAUAUGUUUAAUAAUCCCAACAAUAAAUGAUUUGAUGUUUGUUAUCGAUGUCUAAUUCCAGUCAACAUGAUAAAAGCAUGUUGCUGAAACUGUGAUCUGAUAAACCUGUAAUUGCAUUCCUGUGAACCUCUACUGGUGGAAAAAAAAUGUUUGAUGUGUUAGUUUUUUAUUUUAAUUUCAAUGCAAUGCACCAAGUCUUGCAGUCAUCUAACAUCUCACGGCUUUUCGAUGAAGGAUAGUGUCUCAUUUCCUUUACAUGUUGACUUUUUAAAAAGUAAGGUUCUACAAAAUAAAAUAAAAGCCCCUCCAUCACUCAGUUACUACUGAGGCUUGGUAAAAGCCA
Polypterus senegalus (gray bichir) is the source of this 1697-nucleotide messenger RNA. It is a transcript of the gene hdgfl3, whose product is annotated as HDGF like 3. Gene Ontology annotation, biological process: regulation of transcription by RNA polymerase II. The record is from RefSeq and is a predicted model, not a curated record. Bases 328 to 954 code for a protein of 208 amino acids. Gene Ontology annotation, cellular component: nucleus. Gene Ontology annotation, molecular function: double-stranded DNA binding; transcription coregulator activity. The transcript is spliced from 5 exons. Lineage: Eukaryota; Metazoa; Chordata; Cladistia; Polypteriformes; Polypteridae.